Molecule: messenger RNA, 1558 nt
Organism: Cynara cardunculus var. scolymus (artichoke)
Lineage: Eukaryota; Viridiplantae; Streptophyta; Magnoliopsida; Asterales; Asteraceae
Product: SHUGOSHIN 2
Exons: 9
Coding region: 506-1327 (273 amino acids)
Biological process (GO): maintenance of meiotic sister chromatid cohesion; meiotic sister chromatid segregation
Cellular component (GO): nucleus; chromosome, centromeric region
Source: RefSeq, a predicted model, not a curated record
CUUUGAAUCCCAUCUUCUCUCCUUUUGGUCCCUCAUCGAAGCUUUCUUCGUUUUCGCCCAUUUCCCAUUCAAAAUCUUGCAGAGAAUCGAUCUUCUCUGUCACAAUUUCUUUAACAUAAAACAGUUCAAAACCCUAAGAAACCCCAAUUUCCGAUUUAGGGUUCUUCAAUUCUCUCUUCUUUCAUCCCAAUUUCUGGUCCUGUUCAGAGGAAACCCUAAAACCCAAUUUGUAAAAUGAUUUGUAUCUACUUAUUUACUUCAAAGUAGGGUUUCAAAAACCCGAUUUGUAUAUCCAACAUUCUUCCGAUUUAUCUCUCUCUAUCUAUCUUCUCCUUUUCAAACUCAAUUUGCAAAAAGAUUCGCUCUUUCUUAUUUUAGAUAACAAGGGUUUUGAAACCCUAAGAAAUCUCCUGCUUUUUGGUCGAGUGAAGUGACUGACGACAAAUCCUGGGAGUAAAUUUGCAAAAAGAUCACAAGGGUUUUGAAGUUUGAAGGAGAACUGGCGAUGAGAGGGGAUAGAAUGGCAAAAAGAUCGUCUUUCGGGAAGACGAUAAGAAAGAGGCUAUCUGAUAUCACAAACUAUCAGCCACAACCCAAAUCGCCACCGGUUUUUGAUCAAAUGCUUCCAUCUUCAACCAAAGAGUACAUUGAUCAUCUCUCAAAGGAAAAUGCAGGGUUGAUGAAGCUUAUUACAGACAAAAACAAAGCCAUAGAGUUGAAUGGCGUUGAGCUUCAGAAGCUGCGACUUAUUGUUCAGAAAACACAGUUGCAGAAUUGGAACCUUGCUCAAUCAAACAGUCAUAUGAUGGCGGAGCUUAAUUUAGGUAGACAGAAGCUAAAAGCACUGCAACAUCAACUUAUCUGCAAAGAUACUUUGCUUAAAACCAUGAAGUUGGAGCAUCAGGCCCAGAUUGAGAUGAAGGACCAAAAGAGUGGAUCUCAGGAAGGUGAUGAUGAUGUUGAUACGAAACAGAGAAACACCAACAGACGUAUGCGUCCAACGAGAAGUCAAUCAACUGGUCCCUUAACUACAGUUCAACAAGUCUCUGAGAAAGAAACAGCUGAGAACAAAAGGCAAUGUGUGAGAAGGCAAUCGGCUAGAUUCAGAUCACAAGAACAUGAACCAAAGGAGAAGUUGUUUGAGAUAAAAGAUCUCAAGAUGCAUGAAGAUGGUCCAACUUCAAAGGUGAUUGAACAAAAAGAUGGAAAAUGGAGUUCUCAAGAAUCACAAAGAAUGUCAUUUGGCCGGCCAUCGCGUAGAGCUGCUGAGAAGAUCCAGUCUUACAAGGAAACUCCUCUCAAUAUCAAAAUGAGGAGACCAGAGUGAGACAUUUGUUUUUUCAAGCUAUCUAAUUUGUCUAUUGUUUUCUUUGUGAAAUAUGUAUAAAACUCUGGCAACAAUCACAUUUCAGUUCCAUUUCGUAAUGGAAACAAAAUUUCAUAUCGGGUUCUGGAUCAAGUUAAUGACAAUGAUUCGAGAAUGAAUAAGCAAAAAUGGAAUUGAAUAGCUUUAUUUUGGGUAUGAAAGAAGUAAGGAAUGUGCAGAAGGUUCAACCUC